AUGAAGCUGGAGGGCGCAGAUGAUAAUGCUGUCCUACAUGAAGUCUCGAGUCAGACCACCGCCAUCCUGUCAGCUGGAGCUGGAGAGACCAGCCACGUCCUGCAGCACUGCCUCCUGGAGCUGGCCGCGCAGCCACAGCUGCAGCAGCGACUGCGCGCUGACAUCGCUUCUGCUCAAGAUCCUGCUGCUCUGCCUCUGCUGGAAGCCGUUGUUAAUGCUGACGUGUUGUAUUUGUGCUCGACAGAGACGCUGCGGCUGCACCCCUCGGAGCCAGUGCUGAGCCGCGAGUGCCGGCAGGCGUGUUCGCUGGGAGGCGAGCGGCUGCAGCCGGGGGACCGCGUCCUGGUGCCCGUCUGGUCGCUCAGCAGGGACUGCGGGCCACACGGCUUCCAGCCAGACACAGGCGUGGAGGCGCCACAGCUCGUCUUCGGCGGGGGACCCAGAAAGUGCGUCGGCUACAGAUUGGGUCUUCUGGCCAUCAGGAUCUUGAUCGUGGAACUGGUGUCUCAGUACCGGUUGUUCCCCGCUGGAAAUGCGAUCGGUCUCAAGAAGCUUGACGACGAGUAG
This is a messenger RNA of Schistocerca nitens (vagrant locust), 567 nucleotides long. Its product is annotated as probable cytochrome P450 28c1. The transcript has 4 exons. NCBI's taxonomy places the organism in Eukaryota, Metazoa, Arthropoda, Insecta, Orthoptera, Acrididae. The record is from RefSeq and is a predicted model, not a curated record. Gene Ontology annotation, molecular function: iron ion binding; monooxygenase activity; oxidoreductase activity, acting on paired donors, with incorporation or reduction of molecular oxygen. Bases 1 to 567 code for a protein of 188 amino acids.